GGCGGCUGCGCCCGACAAACAGCCCGCAAUUUCACUGGACACUAGCGGCGGACCUGGACCCGGUCAGGUGUUGGGAUAAAAUUGCAGUCAAGUCGGAACAUCUCACUGGUUUUUUUUUUCCCCUUCUUUUUUCCCCCCCUAAAUGACGACCACUUUCGAAUAGUUUCACCUUUAAAUGACAGUUUAAGUUUAUUCUAUAAAGGGUUUUGGUAUACGAACCAAGGACAUCAUCAUCAUCAAUGCGGUUUCUCGAUUCAUCCUCCCAAGACAUGGAAGACAGUGUUUCCCCCUCCGGGCCCCCGGUCCGCAGUCCCGGGAACCCGUCGAGGAUCCACAGCAUCGAAGCGAUUCUGGGAUUUAAGGAGGAGAACAUGUUGUUCCACCACCAGAGCUUCCUGGCGUCGAGCGGCCCCGAGAGACUCGGCAAAGACGCGGAGAGGAGAAGGAGCUGCAACAACAGGGUGUUUCCUCUCAGGAAGGAGCAGGACUCCCAAAGUUUUCCCAGUGUUUGCUGCACCAACGGCUCGGACGCCUUGAGUCCCGAUCUACCCGGCGAAGGCGAAUGCAAAGCGGCGGACGAGGAGAACCCGAAGAAGAAGCACCGACGCAACAGAACUACGUUCACCACCUUCCAGCUGCACGAGCUCGAGCGCGCCUUCGAGAAGUCGCACUACCCGGACGUGUACAGCCGCGAGGAGCUCGCGCUGAAGGUCAACCUCCCGGAAGUCCGCGUGCAGGUGUGGUUUCAGAACCGGAGAGCCAAGUGGAGAAGGCAAGAGAAGUUGGAGGUGAGCUCCAUGAGGCUGCAGGAUUCCCCCAUGCUCACAUUCAGUCGGUCUCCACAGCAGUCCAUCAACACCUCUACCCUGCAGCUAGAACCAUGGCUGAGCCCCCCAGUCUCCACCUCCACCAGUCUCCAGCCCUUCUCCAGCUUCAUCACCCCCCACCAGGGGCUUCCCAGCAGCUACACACCGCCUCCCUUCUUGAAUUCUCCUUCACUUGGACACAGCCUGACACAUAUGAGUACUGUGUGCCUGCCUCCAUCCUACCAGUGUGGAGGAUUUAUGGACAAAUUUUCCUUGGAAGAGUCAGAUCCCCGCAACUCCAGCAUCGCAUCUCUGAGGAUGAAGGCAAAGGAGCACAUUCAGUCCAUUGGAAAGACAUGGUGAUGAAUCUGGAGAAACCACCCUGGAGCCCUGCUGUGGUAUCAUUGCUCUAUGAUUAUAUUACGUUGUU
Scleropages formosus (Asian bonytongue) is the source of this 1236-nucleotide messenger RNA. RefSeq names its product retinal homeobox gene 3 (gene rax). Gene Ontology annotation, molecular function: RNA polymerase II cis-regulatory region sequence-specific DNA binding; DNA-binding transcription factor activity, RNA polymerase II-specific. The record is from RefSeq and is a predicted model, not a curated record. Gene Ontology annotation, biological process: positive regulation of transcription by RNA polymerase II. The coding region runs from base 240 to 1169 and encodes 309 amino acids. NCBI's taxonomy places the organism in Eukaryota, Metazoa, Chordata, Actinopteri, Osteoglossiformes, Osteoglossidae. The transcript is spliced from 3 exons.